Messenger RNA from Ectocarpus sp. CCAP 1310/34, 2577 nucleotides. The record is from the annotation of a GenBank genome assembly. NCBI's taxonomy places the organism in Eukaryota, Phaeophyceae, Ectocarpales, Ectocarpaceae.
AUGGGCACGACUGCUUCGGCCAAGCUCACCGCCGGGGAAGAACGGUGUUUGACCAUGAGCGACGAGGAAGAGGACUACGACUUCGAGUACUCGGAAGAGGAACAGGAGGAAACCGACGUCGGCCUCGAGAACAGCUACUACUCAGCCAAGGCCCUCAAGGCGGAAGACCCCAAGGCUGCGGUGGAAGCCUUCCGAGCGGUCAUGGCGCAGGAGGAGGAGCAGGGGAUCUGGGGGUUCAAGGCGCUGAAGCAGAUGAUGAAGCUGCUCUUCAAGAUGUCGGCAUUCCAAGAGUUCACGGACUGCUACACGCAGCUGUUGGGGUAUACGAAGGGAGCCGUCACGCAGAACGUGGGGGAGAAGGGCGUGAACAGCGUGUUGGACUACGUGUCCUCCUCAAACGACUGGGCCCUUCUCAAGGGCUUCUACGAGCAGACGCUGGAUACGCUCAGGCGAGUGCAGGAGCACAAGAACAACAGACUGUGGUUUAAAUGCAACCUCAAGCUGGGACACUUGAUGUACGAGGUGGGGGAGAUGGGCAGGCUGCAGAGGAUAAUCAAGGAGCUACUGAAGGCUUGCGAGAAAGAGGGGAACGGGGACGACGACGACACCAACGCCGUCAAACGGGGGACGCAGCUGCUCGAGAUCUUCUCCUUGCAGAUCCUCAUGCACUCCAGACAAAGGGACCAGAAGAAACUGAGGGAAGUCUACGAGCGAGCGCGAAAGAUCACCUCCGCUGUACCGCAUCCCAGAGUUGUGGCCACCAUUCUCGAGUGCGGGGGCAAGAUGCACAUGCAGGAGAGGGAGUGGGACCAAGCCUGCACGGCUUUUUUCCAGAGCUUCAAGAACUACGAUGAGGCGGGCGAUCCAGAGCGGUUGCAGGUUCUCAAGUACUUGGUGAUGGCCUCCAUCCUGCACAAGAGCGAAAUAGACCCGUUCGACAGCCAGGAGGCCAAGCCGUACAAGCAAGACCCCGAGAUCGUCGCGAUGACCAACCUCGUCGAAGCCUUCCGAAAUAAACAGAUCAAGGACUUCGAACGCAUCCUAAAGACACACCGCGCCUCCCUGAUGGGAGACCCGUUCAUCAAGCUCUACAUCGACGACAUCUUGAGGACGAUGCGCACGCAGGUGCUGCUCAAGGCAAUCGCCCCCUACACGCGGGUGAAGCUUCCCUACCUCGCGGGGGAGCUGAACGACAUCCCCGUGACGGACGUGGAGGACCUCUUAGUUUCGUGCAUCCUCGACGGAAAGGUUGACGGGAAGAUCGACCAGGUGAAUCAGGUAGUUCUGUGCGGGAAAGUGUGCCCGGCCGCGGGAGGCCCGGCAAGCUCCGAGGCUGGCGCUGCCGCUGCGGUGGGGUCGGGAUCGGGAUCAAGAGCGCGAACCGCCGUAGCGUUGGAACGGUGGGCGGAGUCCCUCCGAUCACUCAACACCAACAUUGCCGCGAAGGUCGACUACCGAUGACGAGCAAGCGCCCGGUCGAGGGUGAUUUUAUGUGCUCGCCGAAUAACUCUGCUGCUGCUGCUGCUGCUGCUGCUGCUGGCUGCUGCCGCUGCGGCUGCCGCUGACGCUGACGCUGCUGCUGCUGCUCUCUCUCGUUUGGGGUACAAGCGGACGAGCUGAUGUUGUCCAAAAGGACAAGUGCCGAUUUGACGAGGGUGUGUCGCCUUUCCCGAGCGUGGGUGAAGCGGAAGAAGGCAGUUUGGUUCACUCUCUCUUAGCGGCAGCUUACGUGCGGUAGUUUGGAGGGGGCGACGGAGUGUGUGUCGGGGGGUGUAACUGCCUGCAUCAAGUUCACUUCAACAUGUUGCACGUUUUUGCUAUGUUUUGAGGAUGCUGAUGACAUCUUGUCGCUGGUGUCCUUGAAAUGUUUCCGUGAGGCCCAAGCUGAACCAGACGUGGUGUAAGGACGAUGCUAGAGUUUUUUUGUUUUUUUGACAGAAAUCAAAGUCUUCGAUGAACGGAGGGCACAUUUUGAACUUUUUCAACAGUUUCGCUGUCCCCAUGUAGAUCCCUGUGCUCUUGUCAGUCCGGACCGCGAAUGAUCGAUCGUCGGGCGGAUACGAGUGAGUGGCGGAAUGGAGGCGUUUUUCGUUUUUGCACCGGGAGUUGUUGCCGCCGAAUGUCGGCCAGGGAGGGUGGGAGACCGCCGAACGUAAGCCAAGGGAGGUGUGGGGAUGACGGUAGUGAACUUCAUUUAUUGCUCAUGUACCGUAUGCGCACGAUGAUGGAAUGUUCCCGUUUGGGUUUACGCACAUGAAGGUGAACAGUUUUCGUCCUUGUGCACGGUCUGUUGCGCGUGUUGCAUUGUUGUAAAUGGUCGCUUGUCUUGAGAAAGUGUUCGAUUGUAGAAUAAUAGCUUGCUUGUUCAUAAUGCCCCGGAAACGGCAAAAUGGGGUCAUUUAUUAACACCAGCCGUUUCCUUUCUUUCAUGCAGUCUUGUCUACCCCCUCAAAAAGCUGUAUUUUUUUUUCGUUUGUGCCGGUGUCGAUUGUGGGUUGUUUCCUGUUGUGUACCUCUGCUAUCCUCGAGGGAAAAUAUUUAGUCUACACCUACGAAUAUUUUCACAAUUUAGUACGG